AUGAAAUGUACAUCACAUUGUCUAGAUGUGAGCUGUGUAUAUCCUAAUCGGACACAAAUCAAUCGAUCAAUCAAGAAUCCAAACUUUUCAAAAAUUGAAGAAAGUUUUUCUGAAUCAACAGUAUAUAAUCCACCAGAAUGGCAUUUUGAAUCAAGAAAUUGUACAAAAUUGAAUGGACUAAAUGAUUAUCAUCAUCAAAACAAAAAUCAAAAAAUCACUCAUGAUUUGAUUUUUCAUUUGAAUGAAAUUAAUCCUAUCAGAAUCAUUCCAUUGAAAAAACCAAGAACAGGUCAAUCUAUUGCUACUUUGGCUGCAUUUGAUUGUAUUGAUGAUACUGGCUCUACUCUUAAAAUCACUUUAUGGGAUGAAGCUUCAACUGAACUUUUGUCUGUUUGUAAAACUGGUGAUAUAAUCUUUUUAUCUCGUAUUUCACUUUCUACUUUCCGUGAUCUACUUCAAGGAAUUACUACUGAUAGUACAAGGGCACAGAUUUGUUAUAGGUUGGAACCUAUUGAACCAACAGAUCUCUCAUUUUGUUAUGAUCUUAGAUUAGAUUUUAAUCCUACUACAUGUCGUGUUGAUGAAUUGGCCAAAUGGGCGCGUAACUUAUUUGAAUAUCAUGAAUUCUGA
Melampsora larici-populina 98AG31 is the source of this 630-nucleotide messenger RNA. RefSeq lists its product as uncharacterized. The record is from RefSeq and is a predicted model, not a curated record. Lineage: Eukaryota; Fungi; Basidiomycota; Pucciniomycetes; Pucciniales; Melampsoraceae. The transcript has 2 exons. Bases 1 to 630 code for a protein of 209 amino acids.